UCAUCUAGUGGAACGCACCCAAUAGCUCCUCAAACUUUAGCGUUUUGUAGGCAGCGCAUAAGCGCAGCUUUGGUUCUGUUCCGUAAUAUGUUUGAAAGCGGUUUGGAAUUACCUAUACAUCUUCUGUCAAAUACCCGGUUAAAUAUUCGCAAUGCAAAGUGACAUUUGUAACAGCGGAACAUGGGUUUUAUUGAGGACACUUUUGUGAUUCUUGUCACACAGGUGAUUUUUUUCUUUGGAGGAUGGGUGUUCUUUGUGAAGAAAUUGUUCAGGGAUUACGAAGUUCAUCAUAGAUUAGUGCAACUAAUUUUCUCAACAACAUUUUCAUUGUCAUGUACUAUGUUUGAAUUAAUUAUUUUUGAAAUAGUAGGAGUACUUGAUUCAAGUUCUAGAUAUUUCCAUUGGAAUGUUGGCCUCUAUAUGCUUCUAUUUAUGGUGAUAGUUCUGAUACCAUUUUAUAUAGCGUAUUUUAUCAUUAGCAAUAUCAGAUUUGUAAGACUGAAUCUAAUACGGCCACUGACAGUUGUUGUGUACUUUUUCUAUCUCUACUUGUUUUGGAAAGUGGGCGAUCCUUUUCCUAUACUGAGCCCUAAAAAAGGAUUGCUGUCUAUAGAACAGGGUGUUAGUCGAAUAGGAGUCAUCGGUGUUACGGUGAUGGCUCUUCUCUCAGGAUUUGGUGCUGUUAAUUAUCCGUACACUUCAAUGGCUUAUUUUAUGCGACCGGUCUCUUAUGCAGAUGUGCAGUCUAUAGAGAAACGAUUGAUGCAGACUAUAGAUAUGAUUAUUGCGAAAAAGAAACGAAUUGCGUUAGCCAAAAAGGGCGAAUCUGUUGAACAAACCGAAACUCGAUCUCGACUGUGGGGAAUGUUAAGACCACUGGGUGUUGCACAAAGAAACCAAGAAACUAUAAAGCAAUUACAGUACGAAGUUACCGCUCUGGAAGAGUUAUCGCGACAAUUAUUUUUGGAAGCGCACGACAUACAAAAUGCGAGAGAACGUUUGGAAUGGGCCGCUACUUGGCAAGGAAAAUAUUUCAAUUUCCUAGGUUAUUUCUUCUCUUUAUACUGCACUUGGAAAAUAUUUAUUUCCACGAUUAACAUAGUAUUCGAUCGAGUUGGUAAGAAAGAUCCUGUGACCAGAGGAAUCGAGAUCGCAGUACAUUGGAUCGGUUUCAAUAUUGAUGUCACAUUUUGGUCGCAGCACAUUUCUUUUUACCUCGUCGGCUGUAUUGUCGUAACGUCCAUACGUGGACUGUUGUUAACUCUGACAAAGUUUUUCUACGCUAUAUCGAGCAGUAAGUCAUCAAAUAUCAUUGUACUAAUAUUGGCUCAAAUAAUGGGAAUGUACUUUGUGUCUUCUGUGCUUCUUAUGCGAAUGAAUAUGCCAGCGGAAUAUCGCAUUAUAAUAACGCAAGUUCUAGGAGAGUUACAAUUCAAUUUUUAUCAUAGAUGGUUCGAUGUUAUAUUUUUGGUAUCGGCGUUAUCGUCACUAGUGUUUUUGUACUUAGCUCAUAAACACGCACCGACGGAACACAUAUAACGAAGUAAAAAUACUUUUUAUUGAA
Messenger RNA from Pseudomyrmex gracilis, 1564 nucleotides. It is a transcript of the gene GPHR, whose product is annotated as Golgi pH regulator. Bases 181 to 1539 code for a protein of 452 amino acids. The record is from RefSeq and is a predicted model, not a curated record. Gene Ontology annotation, molecular function: voltage-gated monoatomic anion channel activity. NCBI's taxonomy places the organism in Eukaryota, Metazoa, Arthropoda, Insecta, Hymenoptera, Formicidae. The transcript has 8 exons. Gene Ontology annotation, biological process: intracellular pH reduction. Gene Ontology annotation, cellular component: Golgi cisterna membrane.